Molecule: messenger RNA, 1537 nt
Organism: Syzygium oleosum
Lineage: Eukaryota; Viridiplantae; Streptophyta; Magnoliopsida; Myrtales; Myrtaceae
Product: ribonuclease 3-like protein 2
Exons: 4
Coding region: 110-1186 (358 amino acids)
Biological process (GO): siRNA processing
Cellular component (GO): cytoplasm; nucleus
Molecular function (GO): RNA binding; ribonuclease III activity
Source: RefSeq, a predicted model, not a curated record
AAAACUCACCAGACACACUUUCUCUCUCCUCUCUCCUCUCUCUCUCUCUCUGUCUCUGUGAUCAAAAUCGGAACUUGAUCACCAAACCUUGCCUAGAUUCUCGAAAGAGAUGUUUUUUCCGAGCCGCCUCGUCUCCGGCGACCUCGCUCCCCUCCCUCCGCCGUCGCCGGAGAAGAUCUACUGGGUCUCCGCCGUCGAGGGCAUCCUGAACUACAAGUUCAAGAAGCCGGCGCUGCUGGAGGAGGCCCUGACGCACUCCUCCUUCCCGGACGCCCCGUCCUACGAGCGGCUCGAGUUCGUCGGCGACUCCGUCCUGGAGCUCGCCGUCAGCAACCACCUGUUCCUGGCGCACCCGGAGCUCGACCAGGGGCGGCUCUCGAACCUGCGGUCGGUGAACGUCAGCACCGAGAAGCUCGCCCGGGUGGCCGUGCGCCACGGGCUGUAUCGGUUCCUCAGGCACAAUGUGCAGUCCAUGGACGACAAGGUUACAGAGUUUGCCAGAGCAAUUGAGGAGGAAGAUGAUGCUGUUGCACAUGGGGGAUCAGUUAAAGCCCCAAAAGUUCUUGCAGAUAUUGUAGAGUCUUUGGCAGCUGCUAUCUAUAUCGAUGUCAACUUUGAUCUACAGAGAUUGUGGGUGAUCUUCAGAGGUUUACUGGAGCCUAUUGUUGGCCCUGAAGAAUUGCAGCAGCAGCCUCAACCGAUCACAAUGUUAUUUGAGGUUUGUCAAAAGCAGGGAAAGAAGCUAGAGAUAAGGCAAGGGAAGAAAGGUUCAACUAAUAUAGCUAGUGUCUAUGUUGAUGGCAAUUUCAUUGCCUCAUGUUCUUCCGAGCAUAAGGAAAUUGCUAAGCUUAAUGCUGCCAGGAGAUCUUUGUCUCAAUUACUAGCACAAUUAGAGCCCUCCAACCGUGGAAUGAUGGAAAUAGAUGGGUUUGAUGGUCCCUUUGAAAUUGAGGGAGCCAAACAGAAGUUGCACGAGCUUUGUGACAAAAAGAAAUGGCCCAAACCUAUCUACCGAAAGAAUGAGUCGGGCCCUCCACAUAGUAAGAAAUUUAUUUGUACAGUUCAAAUAGCUACAGUCGAUGGUGUGUACACUAUGGAGGGGGAAGAAAGAUCAAGAGUCAAAGAUGCAGAGAACUGUGCCGCUUCCCUACUGUGCCGUGCCUUGCACGAAUAUAAUUAUCUUUGAGUCUCUCCUGAGCGUAAGAAUUUGGAGAGAAACCCUUUGCUAAUUCUUUGCAGCAGCUUUGUCCAGAAGAUGACUCCCAUAAACAAGGGGAGUUCUCUGUCCUGUGAUGAGCUUGCAAAGAAGCAGUUAUAAGAGGAUGCAUUCUCUAUAUUCUUAUGGUUGGUGGAGACUUAUAGAUAAUUAGAUUUGUUCAAAGCAUGGAAGGUUUGGGUGGGUAAAUUAUUAGAUACAUGUCGCUUGUAUUUUCUGAUUGGAUUUCAAAUUUCUCAUUUCUUUUAGUUCUCUUUCCAGUUGUUGAGAACUGGCAUAAAUGUUCAGGUUACCAUUUCCAAUAAUAUGUUAUUUAAAUAA